Messenger RNA from Aspergillus heteromorphus CBS 117.55, 891 nucleotides. Its product is annotated as putative mitochondrial carrier protein. The transcript is spliced from 4 exons. Lineage: Eukaryota; Fungi; Ascomycota; Eurotiomycetes; Eurotiales; Aspergillaceae. The record is from RefSeq and is a predicted model, not a curated record. The coding region runs from base 1 to 891 and encodes 296 amino acids. Gene Ontology annotation, biological process: transmembrane transport. Gene Ontology annotation, molecular function: transmembrane transporter activity.
AUGUCUUCGGACUUCUGGGCUGGCUACCUUAGCGGUGCCAUUGGUAUCAUCAUCGGCAACCCCCUCGAUGUUAUCAAAGUUCGAUUACAGGCGGGGCAGACUCCAGAUAUCGUUGCAUCGACCACCCCGCAACAAGCGAGUCGCUUCGAGAACGCCACUUCUCUCGUUCGAGGCGCUGCUGCACCAAUACUUGGGUAUGGGGCUCUGAAUGCGCUGCUCUUUGUGGCCUAUAAUCGCUCGUUGAAGUUCCUCGACAGUUCGAUCAUAGAUCCCACCAAUCCACAGAGUGCCUCUCUGUCUAAAAUAUGGCUUGCUGGUGCUGCAGGCGGGGUGACCAGCUGGAUUGUGUCAUCCCCAACAGAAUUCAUAAAAUGCCGAGCUCAGCUUGAUUCACGCCCGGGGGUCUCGUCGUUGACCGUGGCGAGGGACAUCAUCCGCACGCGCGGCUGGAGGGGUCUCUACUAUGGAGGAGGGAUCACCUGUGCCAGAGAUGCAAUUGGCUAUGGGUUUUACUUCUGGUCUUACGAGUAUUGCAAACGUCUUACGGCCUCAAAUGACGACGACACGAAUGGUAUGAAUGCAAUGAAGAUACUACUAUGCGGAGGUAUUGCUGGCAUCGUUACUUGGGCCUCGGUCUUCCCUCUAGACAUGAUCAAGACAAGACUGCAAGCAGAAACAAUUGAGAUGAGCCCUGAAAGUCGCCCACUGAUGCAAACUUCAAGAAAAACACACGCUCAAGGCUCCUUCCGGAUCGCUAGGGAAGUUUACCUCAACGAGGGCUUCAAAGCCUUCUAUCGCGGGCUAGGAGUUUGUAGUGUGAGGGCUUUUAUAGUAAAUGCUGUCCAGUGGGCGGCAUAUGAAUGGCUUAUGAAGUAUUUACAGAAUCCAUAA